Molecule: messenger RNA, 2249 nt
Organism: Toxorhynchites rutilus septentrionalis
Lineage: Eukaryota; Metazoa; Arthropoda; Insecta; Diptera; Culicidae
Exons: 5
Coding region: 605-1708 (367 amino acids)
Source: RefSeq, a predicted model, not a curated record
AGUGGUUCCACAGUCCAGUGGAAUACCGAUCUCAGAGGGGGUUUCCGUUGAGCUGUGUAAAGUGUGCACAUUUUCCUUAGUCGCCUUUAUCGUGUGCGGUGGUGCUCUGUUGGAAAUUGUGUGGCGAAAGCUUGCUUUCUCGAAGUGACCAAACCAACAAAAGAAGACGGAGAAAGUUACUGGACGCACAAACACUGGGAGAGAGUGAAAUUUUUCCUCUCGCGAGCGAUAAACCUCUACGCUUCGUAUAUUAUGGACCUGUCGUAUAUUAUGGAGAGUGAGAGACAUGAGUUUCAAUGGGAUGUGGAGCAGGAGACCCUUCGAAGUGUGUUAAAAGCGGUGGAAGCGUCGCGCCGGGUGAAUGAGUGGCUAAUCGCGCUCGAUUUGAUAGAAUGCUGGAGUUUUUAAAUGGUUUUAUUUAGCUGUGACAUAUUUGUAUGUGUGUUUAAUUAUGCACCACACAGCCGGUCUCAUCUAGGCACCGGACGAGAAACCACAAGCGGAUACAAAUUGGAUCCCGACCAGGGCAAUCGCAUCGCACCACGGGACGCAUCGAACCGUGGGUGACUAGAAAAAGGACCGAAGCCUUACCAAAUUCAUCGCAAUGCCACCGAUUAUAAUGCUCUGCGUGCAGCUGGCAAUAGCAUCCAGCACCAGCUGGAUGGGGGUUUGGGCAACUCCCGAUCGCCAAGCGUCUGCAUCCGUUCAAGAUGUACCUCGGCUGGUUUUUCCCCUCCCACCAUCAGCAGCAGUACCAUCAACGGCCUCCCGUGUCAACGUGGUGUCGAAGCGUCAGGCCACGCUUAUUGAUUCGGAUGACAGUUUCUCCUUCAGACAGCAUCACCAACCUCCAGCGCCGCGACUGCAACCUGAGCUGCUAAUUACCGACGGUUUCUACAAACGGCAUCACGAUUCACCCCAAUUCCGACAGUUACAUCAGCAAGACCAGAGUAGUAACCAUCCGGCGGGCUCACUGAAUUACCAUCGUCACAACCCCCACCCCCACCCGUAUGGCUCCGAUAGUGCGAUGAAGGACCCAAUGGCAGAACUAUUAGAGCAGCAAGAGUACGAUCAACAGCCACAGGAAUUCAAUGCCGCGCUUCACCCGUUUGGAGUCGAAAAUGAAAUUGAUCACAACACUUUUCGUGCGAUAGACAGCGUAGACAGUUCCGAAAAUAACCCCGGAAGAUCUUCGCUCAACAACCUUGGCAAUAAGCCCAAUAUCGUCGAGAGUAUCGAUUUGAUAAGAGCCCGGUUAGAACGUAGCAGAGAGCAGGAAGAAGAGGAGGACAUCGAGAUGAAAUCGAAUCUUCUGGUGAGGUUGUUGGAGCAGAUGCCCGAGGGACCGCUGCCUAUCGUGUACAUCGAGGACGCCAGCGGAAGUGCAAACCCAGCGGCAUCGUCGGUGGGGACUGAUGAUAGUGAUGAUGAUAACGACGAUGCCGAUCAACCGAAUGAGUUUACGUCUAGCGGAAACAAACGAUCCGGGAGGUACUACAGAAGAUACCCAUGGAAGAGGCAGAACGCAAGGAGCAGAACAUACGACGCUGAUGCCCGCUAUCUUUGCGUUCCCAGUCGGGAAGAUGUCUUCAAACUCCUGGUCGGACUCCAUGAAAACCGCAUCGGCAAUCAUCAGAAAACGAUCAACUUCUGCAACCGGAAACGACCCGCUAAGGCCAUAUUUACAAAUAUUCGAUUCUUGGGAUAAACCAUCACUUUACCCCACCAACAACUAACAUUUGUUUGGAAGAGUUAUCAUGCCUAAUAGAUCCGUCUCUACCCAGCGUCUAUCACUUACCCGCAAUUAUCGAUCGCAGUGGAAGAGUGUUGACAUCAGAGAGAAGAUGUUUGAAAGUAUAGGUGUCGAAUAGGUGCCAAUCCCAUUCCAGGAGCAAGAGGCUGAACUACAUUUGGACAACUCAAGAACAAUCUCAGCAUUGCGGUUGAAAAAAAAAACAUUAAAACUACUUUUUCUUCUGAGAAUAAAUAUAUUUAAAAGGGCUCAUUGAAACUUAGAAACACUAGCGAUCCCGUUUUGAACUUGUGAAACCAUAGGUAGCUUAUGAAUACUUGUAAAAACGUACUUAUUAUACAUACAGAAAGCAAAGCAAAACAAUUACAUUGUACUAAAUAAAUAAGAUGUGGUAAAUUAUGUGAGCAAAGAAAGUAAAGCAUUAUUACUAUGUAUAUUGGUCGGAGAACCGUAUCGUUAUUUUCAUUGAUUUUCUGUAAUAAAAUUUUCAAAACGA